Periophthalmus magnuspinnatus is the source of this 2910-nucleotide messenger RNA. Its product is annotated as zinc finger protein 569-like. NCBI's taxonomy places the organism in Eukaryota, Metazoa, Chordata, Actinopteri, Gobiiformes, Gobiidae. Gene Ontology annotation, biological process: regulation of transcription by RNA polymerase II. The transcript is spliced from 6 exons. Gene Ontology annotation, molecular function: RNA polymerase II cis-regulatory region sequence-specific DNA binding; DNA-binding transcription factor activity. Bases 754 to 2910 code for a protein of 718 amino acids. The record is from RefSeq and is a predicted model, not a curated record.
UCGCGGAGGAAACAUACUGAACGGAACUGGCUUUGUUUACUUCCAUUCACUGAUUAGAAUCUGAUAAAAAUCAUUAAAACAUCAGAUUUACGAUUUUAUUCACAGUCAAACGCACUUCGGGUGAGAUUAUAAAGCAGUCUCUGCUCUUUUCACGCGGUUAGGUCCAAAAUAGAACCGCACAGAUGCAGCACUGAGGCUUGGUCCGAUAGUCCGGGUCUGGACCUGGGUUUGGACCGAAGAUUUCCGCCCUUUAGCCUGGUUUGGACCUGGAUUCAGACCUCUGAAAGCUCGGUUCUUUAACCUGAGUUGGACCUGGUUUUAGAGCUCUGAAAGCCCAGUCAUUUAGCCUGAUUUGAACCGAAGAUUUGGCCCUUUAUUCUGGUUCGGAUCAGGGUUUGGACUUCUGAAUACUCUGUUCUUUAGCCUGGUUUGGACUUGUGUUUAAGCUUCUUAAAGCUUGUUUUUUUAGCCUGGUUUUGACAAAUGAUUUCCGCCCUUUAUUCUGUUUGUACCCGAGCUUAGACCGCUGAAAGCUCGGUUCUUAAGCCUGGUUUGGACCGCAGAUGGACGCUCUUUAACCUGGUUUGGACCCCUGAAAGCUCGGUUCUUUAGCCUGGUUUUGGCCCAGAUUUGCCCUUUUGAAAGCUCGGUUCUUGAGCUGCUUUUAGAUCUCUGAAGGCUGGUUUGGGUUUCCCCUUUUGCCGUAUUUGGACCGCACUUUUCCGCCCUGUCCCCGGGUUGGACCAGGGGCAGAUGGAUUCGCUGCGUGAGUCGGUCUUGGUUCGGCUCCAGGCGGUGCUGACCCCGGCCCACCCAGCCCUGGACGCCACUCUGCGGGCGGUGCUGGGCUGGAGGCUGGAGGCGGCGGCGCAGGACCUCAUGGAGCUCUUUCAGCGAGCCGUGGAGAAGGUUCAGGCCGAGCUGCAAAGCGAGCUCCAGCGGCAGAGGAAGCUCCUAGACACGCUGCUACAGUCCACCGAGAAAACAGAGCCCGAGGAGGAGAAAGGGGCAAAGGAGCAGGAGCGAGGGAAGGAGCAGACAGAAAACCAGGACUCUGCCCAGAAAAGCCCCAGAAAACGUGGCAGAAAGCCUGGGUUUAAGAUGGAGCGAAAGCAGACCCCCAAAGUCGAGACCUUCACCUGUCACCUGUGCUCCGCCCACUUCAGUCAUGUGACUACCCUCUGGAGACACCUGAGGAGCCACCGGAGUGACACAGCCAAUCUGGGAGAAGGAGAGGAGCAGGCGGCCAAUCACAGCAGAGCUCAAGCAGACUACCUGUACCUGGACACAUCAAACAGUCAAAGCCCCGACAGCCACGAGGAGAAAGGAGACGAGAAAGGAAACAAGGAUUUAGAAGACAAAGAAGUAGGAGACAAAGAUGAAGAAUGGAUUGCAGCUGAACCAGAAGAUGAUUCUGAGACCGAACCAAAACCACGGAAAAAACGAAAGAAAAGAAAGCCAGAAACUAAACCAAGAGCCAAGAGGAAAACUGCAGAACAGAAGUCUUCAUCGUCUGAGGGGAUUAAGAAGAGGAAGAGUAAAGGUGGGGGAGUGUGUCGUGUGUGUGGUGCAGAGUUCCACAGGAAGAUGGCACUGGUGAAGCAUGUCAUGUGUUUCCAUGGCGACGGCGCUGUGUGCGGCCUGUGUGGUAGGUCAUGUGAUACGGAGGCAGCGCUCACAGAUCACCUGAAGGAGCACUAUGAUGACAACCGCUUCUCCUGUGCUGUCUGCGGGAAGCGUUUCCCAGCCCAUGCAUCUCUCCUGAUGCACGAGCGUGUUCACACCGGAGAGAGACCUUACAGCUGUUCUGUCUGUGGUAAGACCUUUAAUCAGGGUGGAAACUUGAAGACUCACCUGAAGAUCCACUCAGGUGAGCGCGCUUUCACCUGUCACCUGUGUGGGCGGGGCUUCACCCAGAAACAGACUCUUCACGUGCACGUGCGCUUCCACCUCAAGGAGCGCUCUUACCUCUGCCAGGUUUGUGGCAAAGGCUUUAUGCAGCACGUGGACCUCAAGAGACACAUCCUGGUCCACUCUGGAGAAAAGCCGUAUGUCUGCACCAUCUGCAACAAGAGCUUUCAGGCCAGACGCUCUCUGAACAUCCACAUGAGAGGUCACCAGGGGGGGUUGGGAGCAGAGCAGGUGAGAGGUGUACAGGUACAGGUAUCUACAACGAUGAGAGAGAUGGAGGGAGGAGGGGCGGGGUCAGAGGUAAGAGGGGUGGGGUCAGAGGAGAGCCUACAUGUGAGACAGCUUCAGGGAACAUUGGAGAAAGGGCUGGAGGGUGUGUUUGGCAGGAGACUGGAUGGAGCAGUGGGGAGGGGGACAGAGGAGGGGCACUUCAGAGGCCAACAGGGAGCGCUAGGGAGGGGGGCGGGGUCAGAGGGGGCACCAGGAAGGGGGGCGCUAGGAAGAGGGGCAGGAUCGGAGGGAACACUAGGGCUAGGGGCGGAGCCAAUGCCUGUGAGAGAACCACAGGGGACAGUAGGGAGGAUGACACUGGGUGGUCUGGGGAGGGGGGUGGAGGAGGGGCACUUCAGGAGCCAGCAAGUAGCACUAGGGAGGGGGUCAGAGGGGGUCAUGGGCAGAGGGCCAGAGGUUACGCACAUUAAGAGGCAGGAGCACACGCGCAUGUCUGGACCCAAAGAACCCAGAGACAGACUCAGAGAGGAGUUUAACAAGAAUGUGCACGUGGAUCAGAGGGGCAUGCAUGUGGAGCAGAGAGGUGUGCAUGACAGAGCUGUGCACAUGGACAGAGGUGUGCACAAGGAGAGGGGUGUUCACGAGGAGACAGCCAUGCACAGGAGCGUUCACGAGAGAGCCGUGCACGUGGACAGGGGCUUACACGAGAGAGCAGCCGUGCACGAGGAGCAGAGAGCCAGAAACCACUCCCACUUCAUACACCUGUGA